Molecule: messenger RNA, 1590 nt
Organism: Prorocentrum cordatum
Lineage: Eukaryota; Dinophyceae; Prorocentrales; Prorocentraceae
Source: the annotation of a GenBank genome assembly
AUGGCCGCAGGCGAACAAAGUGAACAGAAGCGAGCUGCAGAUGCUAUUGCAGACUUGAUGCGGGACGCCAAGGUUCUCCGCUUUGGUGGAGGGUCAGCGGCACCAGAGGCGGCACCGCCGGACGCCGCAAAGCUCCUCAAGGCCAUGGCGGAGCAGUCCCAGGCGCAGGUCGAGCAGAGUCAGCAGAUGAUGGAGCUGAUGCAGAUUCAGCAUCAGCAACAUAUGGCACACAUGCAAAGCAACUUCAUCGACAUGAUCAAACAAGUGGUGCCUCAGGUGGCAUCGACACCACCUCCGCCGUCUCCCGCUGCCGCUGGAGCACCGGCGGCGAUGGCACCAGCGGAGGGCUUUCUCAUGAAGUUGCCGCUUCCGUUGAUGAAGAACCUUGAGAAACUGACGCAUGACCACGAAGAGAAGGCCAAGAAGCUGAUCAAGGCACGCCAUCUGCACAGCAAAACCGAGGAGGACGUGAAAGCCCUAGUCGACGGACAUUACCCGAAUGGUAUCAGAGCGUUCCGGUCGCCCAUCCACCAGGUUGAAUUGGACUCGAUUUGGGAUCGGUGCGCGACCGGCGCCUACCAGUUCGAUUUGUUGGGCACGGCGUGGACUGUGCCCAAACAGGCAACGCGCAGGGAGGCCAAGAGGAUCGCCCACAUGGCCCACGCCCAUGCGUUGCGCAGCAUCGAUGCCGAAACCUUGCAGGGCAGCAUCCAGCUGGCCAUGGAACCGGCCUCCAAGCAGAAAUUCAUGAUCGAGUGCCAGGGGCUGGUUGACAAGGUUUUCGCCAUGCGUGCAACGGAGCUCGGCCUAGACGGGCCGAUGGUCAAGCGCAUCGACCCGAACGCCAUCAAGGAGAAGUUCGAAACCCUGUACGCCCAGGCCGUCGAGAAGGUUGCCACGGCGGAGCAGAAACGCAAGGAAUACGAGGAGAAGGCGAAAGAGAAGGCCGCCAAGCAAGAGGAGAAACUGCUGAAGGUGGCACCGGAGACGCUCUUCCAGGACGCCGUCUCCCACAUCGCCUCCACGAUCGUCGAUAAAAAGUUUUCGAACUUGGACCAGCAGGCCCUUGGCGCCAUGGCUGUGGACGCUUCGGCCCCGAAAGAGACGACCACCGGCGACCAGACCGACGCCGCCUCGAAGUUCGUCGCGUUGAUGGCCCAGCCAAAAAACGGAGCCGCCCCGCCUGCUGGCCAGCCCGAGCCGCAGCCCGAGGGGCAACGCCGCCCCCCGAAGUGCAAAGACAAGAAGGGCAAAACCAAAGACAAAAGCAAGGGCGAGAGCAGCGAGGACAAAGCAAAGCCAAAGGCAAGAGCAGCCAGGACUAGGGCAAAGACACGGGCAAUACCAGCUACAACGCGCCGAAGUCCGGACAGUGGCACUGGAUCCCAAAGGGGGAACGUGGCCGUUGGAACGGACCAAACAAGGAAAAGGCAAAGGAAAGGGCAAAGACUCGAAAGGCAAAGGGCUUGGAGGAAGAGCGAAACAUUGGCAGUGAAGGAUGCCAGAGACCGCGGCGCUCAUCUUCGGUCGUUUUUGCAAUUGUUUUCUGGCUCCAACGUGGGUUUGCAAAUCCAGAUGUUGCAAUAUUGA